UUUGGAAGAGACUUUGCUCUCUGUUGAGGGAACGUUGUUCACCCUCAUCUGAAUGCAGGAGAAAGUGUCGCACUAACUGUAAGUCUGUGUAGUGGGGGAAACUAAACGGCUCCUAAAUCACUGGCAGCAGCAGUUUUGGAGUGUUAAAGGUUUUAUUUUUGGACUGUUUGGUUGGAGUCCACGAGGUCAAAAUGGAAACGCACAGUGUGAUGAAGGUCAAUGAGUGGCAAUCAUUCCACGGGACAGAUUCAGGCAUCCAGUCAGGAGCCAAUACGGUUCGCUUAGAAGAUGAUGGAUCCUAUGGAUACACAGAAAACUCUGCAGAUGUCGAGACUCAGUACCAUAUGACACGUACUCAACGCGUGAAAGCGGCCAUGUUUCCAGAGAUGGUGGAGGGAAGAUCCAUCCUCUCCACACAGAUCGAUCCAUCCCAACAGACCAACGUACAGAAGCUGGCCGAACCCUCUCAGCAGCUCAAAGACGCCAUCGUUCAUCUCAUCAACUACCAGGACGACGCUGAGCUCGCCGCACGUGCCAUUCCAGAACUCACCAAACUCCUAAAUGAUGACGACCAGUCGGUGGUGAAUAAGGCAGCUAUGAUCGUGAACCAGCUGACCCGUAAGGAUGCGUCGCGGCGAGCUCUGAUGCAGUCUCCGCAGAUGGUGGCGUCAGUCGUGAGGGCCAUGCAGAACACAUCGGACAUGGAGACCACCCGUGCCACAGCCAGCAUCCUUCACAACCUCUCGCACCAGCGCGAGGGGCUGCUCGCCAUCUUUAAAUCAGGAGGCAUUCCCGCUUUGGUGCGCAUGCUGAGCUCUCCAAUGGACUCUGUUGUUUUCUACGCCAUCACCACCCUGCACAACCUGAUCUUACACCAGGAGGGAGCCAAGAUGGCGGUACGUCUGGCUGAUGGGCUGCAGCGGAUGGUCCCCCUGCUAAAGAAGAGCAACCCUAAAUUCCUGGCCAUCACCACAGACUGCCUUCAGCUACUGUCCUAUGGAAACCAGGAGAGCAAGCUGAUUAUUCUGGCUAAUGGUGGCCCUGAGGGUCUUGUUAACAUCAUGAGGACCAACAGCUAUGAGAAACUGCUUUGGACCACCAGCCGUGUGCUCAAAGUGCUCUCUGUCUGUCCUAGUAACAAGCCUGCUAUUGUGGAAGCUGGUGGCAUGCAAGCGCUUGGAAAGCAUCUGAAUGGCUCUACUCCACGUCUAAUGCAGAAUUGCCUGUGGACCUUGAGGAACUUGUCAGACUCUGCAACCAAACAGGACGGAAUGGAAAAUCUGCUGCAGGUACUGGUUGGUCUGCUGUCCUCAGACGAUCUCAACAUGCUUACCUGCUCCACCGGCAUCCUCUCCAAUCUCACCUGUAACAACACGCGCAACAAAACGCAGGUGACCCAGAGUAAUGGGGUGGAGUCUUUGAUUCACACCAUCCUAAGAGCUGCCUCCAAACAAGAUAUAAUCGAGCCAGCAGUCUGUGCCCUGCGACACCUCACCAGCCGGCACCCGGAUGCUGAGACUGCACAGAACGCUGUGCGAAUGCAUUACGGCAUCCCCGCAAUCGUCAAAUUGCUGAAUCAGCCUUACUACUGGCCAGUUGUGAAGGCUGUGGUCGGUCUUAUCCGUAACCUGGCCCUGUGUCACGAGAACCAAGCUCCUUUGAGAGAUGCUGAUGCCAUUUCCAAACUGGUCACUUUGCUUACAAAAUCUCACCAGGAUGCACAGAAACUCGGUUCCUCUGCUCAACAAACAUACCAGGAUGGAGUGAGAAUGGAGGAGAUUGUGGAGGGCUGCACCGGUGCUCUGCAUAUCCUGGCCAGAGAUCCACUAAACCGGCACAUUAUUGCGAGCAUGGACACCAUUCCACUCUUUGUUCAGCUUUUGUAUUCACCAGUGGACAACGUCAAGCGAGUGUCAUCUGGUGUUCUGUGUGAACUGGCUCUUGAUAAACAGUCGGCUGACAUCAUUGACGGAGAGGGAGCCUGUGCUCCUCUCAUGGAGCUUCUGCACUCCAGUAAUGAAGGCAUUGCCACCUAUGCCGCUGCUGUACUGUUCAGAAUUUCUGAGGACAAAAACCAGGACUAUAAGAAACGAGUAUCAGUUGAGCUCACACACUCGCUCUUCAAACACGACCCUGCUGCUUGGGAGAUAGCCCACAACAGUGCCAUGAUGGAACAAGGCCCCCCAAUCGAUGAGCAUGAUGGCUUCCCAUAUCAAUAUACUGAUGGCGUUCAGAUGGAUAACUUUCAAGAUCAUGAAAUGCAAGAGGAUUAUGGAAACAGUAUGCCUUAUGACUCGAUGGGCAGAGGCUUCAGCACUGAACGCUACUAAGCUCCACUGAAUGAGGAAUGCGGUAAACUACAGAAGAGGCAGAAAGUCAAACUACAGAAGAGGCAGUUUUUUUUAUUGCUGGGUGCCUGUGGUUCAUUAAUCUGUAAACAAACACACAUUGACACUGUUGUUGUAAUAUAUGCAAUUCUUACUAUGCUGGAAGUGGCAGAGGUGAACACAACCUCACACUGCCUUCACACGAGGAGAGCUCGAUGCAUUUUACACUUGUUUUGUAGAAAAAGUUAUAUUUUAGCGUUUCUUAUGGGUGCAUUAAUACUUUGUUGGUAACAGGACUGGUAAACUAUGCCAAAGAGAUUUUAUCAAAAUAUUUUAUAAUGAUAAUAAUGUCGCUUUUUAUAGUUUAAAGAUUUUGGAUGCUGUCAGUGAUUUAGACUUGCGAUCUCACAAUAACUGAGCUUUAUAGUUUUCUUCAGUGGUUUUAGUUAGAUGAGGGUUCUGGAAUGUUGAUUUUCUACAGCUCUUAACACUCAUUACAGUAGCUAUUCCCCUAUGGAGACUGUCAUCUAAUGAAGCGUUCUUACAUGUGUGUGACCAUUUUUAUGCACCAUUUUUAUUCCCAGUUUGUCUUCAUCAAGAAAAUACUGAUUUUAUUUCUUACAGUGUAUGGAGAAUGUUUGAUAUUUACUACAUGAAUAAAUCCUGUGCUGAAUAAAGGGGACUAACGUGUAACUAAGUUAAGUUACUAAAACUAACUUUACAAGCUUUUAGGAUAUUUAACUUUCAGGAAGCGAGAUAAAAAAAGGGAUCGCUGUCUUUGUAGCAUUUUUACAUUGUACAAAAAGUACAAAUAAAAACAUUAUCUUA
Molecule: messenger RNA, 3155 nt
Organism: Triplophysa dalaica
Lineage: Eukaryota; Metazoa; Chordata; Actinopteri; Cypriniformes; Nemacheilidae
Gene: jupa
Product: junction plakoglobin a
Exons: 16
Coding region: 192-2330 (712 amino acids)
Biological process (GO): positive regulation of transcription by RNA polymerase II; cell adhesion
Cellular component (GO): catenin complex; adherens junction
Molecular function (GO): cadherin binding; protein phosphatase binding; alpha-catenin binding
Source: RefSeq, a predicted model, not a curated record